Messenger RNA from Diachasmimorpha longicaudata, 1935 nucleotides. RefSeq lists its product as uncharacterized. The record is from RefSeq and is a predicted model, not a curated record. Bases 1 to 507 code for a protein of 168 amino acids. Lineage: Eukaryota; Metazoa; Arthropoda; Insecta; Hymenoptera; Braconidae. The transcript is spliced from 3 exons.
AUGCCCGUGGGAGACGGACCAGUGACUAAUGAGACACAUGACUCCCUCGGACAUUUUUUUUUCUAUUCUCGCAUAAUUUUUAUUCAAGUGGGCCGACGGAGGCGUCCGAGGACCCAGGCGAUAUUGACAACGGACCCAAAUCUCGUAGAAACACUGCGAUUAUUCAUGAGAGUUUUGAUAAGCAAUAAAAAAGAGAUGAAAAUAUGUGUUUCCACUAUCCUAUCUGCGGUUCUGAGGAAGACAGUGUCACUGCACUAUUCUGGUUACGGAAAGGAAGCUGGCGGAAAGAAAAAGAAAAAUUUUUAUAACACUACAGUAUGCAAAGUACUGAUUGAUGUGAUAAUUGAGGUAAUAGGAUCCAGCACUGAUGAGAAGAAGAUAAUGUCAGAAGUAAGUACUUGGUUGUCACGUUCUGGCGAUCGAGAGGGUGGGCGUAAGGAACGACAACGCGGGUCAAGUCAUCAUAACGAGAAUAAUUCAGUUUGUUCCUUUGAUACCAAUCGAUAAUACUUCAUUUUUCCGGGAUAAAUGGAAUUGUAAAAUCACUGUGUUAAUAUGACUCCAUUAGUUCAUUUUCGUAAUUGUAUUAGUUGUGAUAUUCUUGAUAAAAGGUACGAUUAAUAGGAAAAGUUUAUAUUAUCAAUAUAUUUUUAUCGCGAGGCGUUUCAUUGGGCAGAAUAUAUAUUAAUAUAUGAAUAUUGUUUAGUAUUCGGCUGUCAUUGAAGUAUUAAUUAUAUUUAUUAUAUUUCUCCUGGCGAGGUCGGAAAUCCAGAAGAUGGAAAUAACAAUUGGAAAAUGUGAUGUAUCUUAGCAUAAUAAAGUAUUUUCUAUGUCAUUUCCUCAUAAGUUAGAUCACGGGAAUAAAUAUCCGUUGUUGGUUCAGGGAUUAAAUAUUAUGUCCAAAAGUUUAAAGGGAAAAAUAAUAAGUGGAUUUUUAAUUUUUAAGAAAAAUUCUAAUGAAAGUAAUUUCAGCCAUUGAGAGCUGUUUUCAGUAUUUGGUGAUUCAAGUCAAAUAAUAUUUAUAAGGUUGAAGUUUCACAAUCGGACUGCGUCCAUAUUCCCCAAAGAUUUCAAAUUUAAGGGUUGAAAUUAAUUAGUUAUAUGUAAUCCUAUCCAAGACUUUUUUAUAUUUCUAAGUUUGUUUGAAAGAGUGAAUAUAAUAAGCAAUAUUAUAUAGAACUAGCACACAAUCAAUGCAACUAAAUAUCAUUCUGUGUUCCGGAGUUGCAGAUGGAGAAAACAUUAUUGUAAAAAAAGGACGUCUUUCCGAGAUGAAAAAAUAAUUCUUAUCAGGAUAAUUCGUAUCAGCAAUUGUCUAUGGAUAUAAGAAUUAAUUCUUAUCAUCCAUAGCGGAAUAAAUUAUCCAUAAUAUUGCUAUUAUAAUGACUGUUUUCAUGCUUGAAUUGAAGCACGAUAAUUUAUCAAUUCUAAACUACUAAUUUAAAAAAUAACAUUGGUGCGUUAUUUUGUUGGAUAUUUUGUUAAUACAAUCUUCGAAUUCUGAAGACUGACUGCUAAUAUUAUUAGAUUGUAAGAGAGAGUUUAUUAAGACUUAAUAUGGUAUGUCGUAUUAAAUUUCGGAUUCAAAUGAUCUACGUAGAUUAUUUAUUUUAAAAGCGGAUGAAAAUAAUCCACAAAAGAUUUUUCUACAAUUUAUACCUGCAAUCAUUUUUUUGAGUUUUCAUAUUCUGUUCGCGGAAAAAUCUCAUAGUUGUGAUUAUCUUUCAUGAAAAUUGGAGAUACAAACACUGCAUAUCUUUAACUGUUCAACCAAAAUCGGAUGAAAACAUGUACUAUGUCGAUAGGAGGAAAAAAGUUUUUGAUUGGCUGAGUUUUUUUGUCAAUAGAUUUAAUAAAUUUAAAUAUAAGUUUUGUCACAUAAUAAAACUGUUUUCUGUAUAAUGUUGAAGGUAAUAAAUACAUGUCUGCUUAUCA